AUGCAAAAACCGGGAGGAAAAGAUGAGAAAUUGCAGGUCGAAGACUGUACCUACGAGAAACGUGUAAAUUUAAGUAUACCGUGGAAUCGUUGGCUUUUGAAACCAACGGGUUUGUGGCCCGACAAGUCCUACGUUUCACCGAUCGAGAAAAACAUCGCUCGAUUGGUCAAUACUGUUUGUUACGGUUUGAUCGGUUACCUUGUAAUACCGUGCAGUUUGUACGUGUUCCUCGACGUAGAGAAUAUAUUUAAAGAGAUCGAAUUGUUCGGCAUUUUUGCAUUUUGCGUGGCUGCGCUGUGGAAGUAUCAUUCGUUGAUACUUCACGGUGACGAUAUUCGUACGUGUGUCGAGCAUAUGAAAUAUGACUGGAAGAAUAUCACGCACGAGGAGGACAAAGAAAUUAUGGCGUUGAACGCGAGCUUUGGAAAGAGGAUAGUGACAAUUUGUGCUUUCUUCAUGUACACAGGUUUCACGUUUUAUUUCCUCGUCGUACCGAUCAGCGCGGAUAAAAUGGUAGCGGAGGAUCUUAACGUGACAUUCAGACAAAUGGUGGUCCCUGUCUCGAGAUUUAUCGUCGAUGUUCGAUACAGUCCUGUGAACGAGAUAUUCUUCUUGAUUCAGAUUAUAGCUGGAGUACUGAUUCAUGCUAUUGCGGUGGUAGCUUGUAGCUUGGCAGCUGUGUUUGCGGUUCACGCUUGCGGACAGAUGGGCAUUUUGAUGAGCUGGCUGGAACAUUUGAUAGACGGUAGAGAGGAUAUGAGCAAGAAUGUGGACGACAGAAUCGCGGUCAUCGUGAACCAGCAUGUGCGGAUACUGAAAUUCUUAGAGCUCGUGGAGAAAGCACUUCGGCAAGUAUCUUUCGCUGAAUUAUUAGUAUGCACGGUGAAUCUCUGUCUCGUUGGAUAUUACAUAAUAACGGAAUGGAAUUCGAACAAUUUAACAACUACAGUAACUUACGUGGUGUUGUAUAUCUCUCUCACUUUCAAUAUUUUCAUAUUUUGUUACAUAGGCGAGCUUGUGUCUGAACAGUGCAAAAAGGUCGGAGAAGUAUCGUACAUGAUCGAAUGGUACCGAUUGCCAGGUAACAAAAAGCUCUGUUGCAUUUUGAUCAUGGCAAUGUCCAAUUCAUCCGUCAAAUUCACAGCUGGAAACAUGGUAGAACUGUCUAUCAGCACUUUCAGCAGUGUUGUUCGAACAUCGGUUGCCUUCUUAAACGCGUUACGAACAUUUUCAUAA
Molecule: messenger RNA, 1236 nt
Organism: Habropoda laboriosa
Lineage: Eukaryota; Metazoa; Arthropoda; Insecta; Hymenoptera; Apidae
Exons: 5
Coding region: 1-1236 (411 amino acids)
Biological process (GO): sensory perception of smell; detection of chemical stimulus involved in sensory perception of smell
Cellular component (GO): plasma membrane
Molecular function (GO): odorant binding; olfactory receptor activity
Source: RefSeq, a predicted model, not a curated record